AAAUAUCUUAAAUUCAAAGCGCCUAUCUGUAGAUUAAGUGUGGUUCCAAUAUUACAAGCGUGCUCUAGAAAUGUUAUCUUUACUAAGUGUAUGCUGACCAUGUUUAUGAAUCAUUGUGACGAGAAAACAAUAUUAGUGAAUACGCGUGUACGUUAAUUGAGGCAAUGAUAUAAAAAAUCGUUACACAGAAGUUUGAAUAGUUAAUUUCAUCAUUGGUAUUAGAAGCCCUCAUUUCGAUAUCCAAUUUCCGAAUUUUUACCUGUGAGUUUGUGUUCUGUGGGAGGAGAGGUAGUGGUUUAGAAGGCUAGUGAACGUGCGAGGGAACUGAGCGCUCUUGCUCGCGGGAACCCCGGUGACUGUCGGCGCGAAGACACCUGUUGUUGCGUUUGAUAUGAAAGUGAAUCUACUCAUAGCUCGGAGUGUACAAUGACCAUGUAUGGCAAACCGGCGGACGACGUGUUUGUGAAGUAUUUAAGACAUUUAGUUAUUUUGGCAUUAACCAUACUGUUAUCUGUUGAGAACAGUGAGUGUAGCGGAUAUGGAUAUCAUGUUAUACCGUCUGUCGUGUCAAAUAAAAUAUGUUCUAACGAGUGCAAGGAGUGGAAGCCGAAACAGUGUUGGGACGGUUACUUGAAAAGGAAUGUCUGGAAGAUGGUGUGUGAGAAGAACGAGAUCACGUGCUGUCCGGGUUUCCAGGGGCCCCAGUGUGAGGAUGAAUGCAUUAACUGUGAUAAAAUAAAUAGCUUUGAAAGAAGAUUUGUCGAUAUAUAUUCCAAGAUAACCAAAAUAGACGAACUGUGCUCCAAUAUUUCCAAUUCUGGUGGUGGAGGCACGAAGGACUGCACGUGUCCAGCCGGCCCACGUGGAGAAACUGGUCCAGCAGGACCGCCUGGGUUGCCAGGGCCACGGGGGUUUGAAGGACCAACGGGGCUACCAGGCAAACAGGGUUCAGAUGGCCAAGCGGGAUCACCAGGGAAUGACGGAGCUACAGGAAGAGACGGUCCGAGAGGGCGCGACGGGCUGCCGGGUCCGCGAGGAGAACAGGGCCCGUCCGGUGAGACUGGUGCUCCAGGUCUACAAGGAGUGCCGGGAAGUCCAGGAAAGCCAGGGACCUCUGGUAUAGAUGGACUACCGGGCCAAAAAGGCGAGACAGGGUCUAACGGGGAGCGUGGUAGUCCAGGACAAAAGGGUGAAAGAGGAGAACCUGGCUUACCUGGAAGAGACGGAACUGGCGGGGGCGGAGGGACGGGUAGGAAAGGGGAACCAGGUAGAGACGGAACCAGUGGGCGCGAUGGCAUGCGGGGUCCUAAAGGAGAGUCUGGUGCUCAAGGGCCUUCAGGGCCCCCAGGGCAUCCGGGACAAGAAGGUCCAAGCGGUCCAUCUGGACCACGAGGUGAACCCGGCUUGCCCGGUGUACACGGUCAAAAGGGGUUGGACGGAGAACCUGGACUUCCAGGAGAAGGAGGAUUGGACGGACGACCGGGUCAAAAAGGUAAUCCCGGAGAACCUGGACCCCGGGGAUUGCUAGGGCUUCCUGGGCCGCAGGGUAGUAAAGGUGAACCCGGAUUUAAUGGAAUACCCGGUGAUCGUGGCUUCCCGGGUUUGGAUGGGGCACUGGGAGCAAAGGGUGAAAAGGGUGAUAGAGGAAAUGUCGGACUUCCAGGCCCUCAAGGCCGUGAUGGUAUCCCGGGAAGUAUUGGUGAACCAGGCAUUCCUGGCCGCAAUGGUCAUCCAGGAACACCGGGACUCACUGGCUUACCAGGUGAGAUGGGACCAAAGGGUAUGGAUGGCAGAGAUGGAGAGGAAGGCCCAUCAGGAACACCGGGGCCACAGGGGCCGCCGGGGCCCGCGGGCAGAGACGGCAUUGAUGGACACCCAGGGGAACCUGGACAGCCGGGAAGAGACGGCAGCCCGGGUGACAUCACCAAGAUCGAGGAAAGCACAAUCAUCAAAGAACUUCAAAACACUGUCAAGCACCUGGAAACCAAGAUUGAGCGGACGCACGUGCAGCUCCAGGGGACGACUGAGCGGCUGGAGACCACCCGGAAGGAGCUUCUGGAGUUACGCCUUAUAUGUAACCGGGUCGUCAGUUGUCGGUUCAACUGCAGCGAGGACAGCUACAUGUGCAGCUGCGGCAUGUGCAUCCCCCGGAAGUUCCAGUGUGACGGCUUCCCCCAGUGCCCCGACGGAUCAGACGAGGACCCAAAAAUCUGCGAAUACGAGUGCCAGGUUGGUGUGGACUUUAAGUGCCGCUCUUCCGGCCGCUGCAUCCCGGUCGCGGACGUCUGUAACGGCGUCAUAGAUUGCCCAGACGGCUCCGACGAGGACGCUAUCAACUGCCCGGACUCGCAGGGAUGCACGGAGGGCGGUUUCCCGUGCCAAGAUGGCAGCAGGUGCGUAGCGCGCGAGGAGCGCUGUGACGGCAAGGACGACUGCCAGGACAGCAGCGACGAGAAGGACUGCAAUAGAGCGAAAGAAAUAGGGUGCGAGGAGAACGAGUUCAUGUGCAAGACGUCGAGGGAGUGCAUCCCGGCCGUAUUCACGUGCGACGGGGAACCUAACUGCCAGGAUGAAUCGGACGAGAGCGUCGACAUUUGUAAGGAGGGGAGGACGUGUCCAGAGGGCCAGCUGCUGUGUGCCGACCAGAACGGCUGCAUCUCGCCGUCCCAGCUGUGUAACGGCAUGCGGGACUGCUUUGAUGCAUCGGACGAGGCCCCCGCUAAAUGUGGGCCGCCGCCGACGACAGCGGCGCCACCAACGCCGACGCCAGAGAAGGCGACUAGUACGACGACCGUGACAAGAACUACGACAGAGGAGGACGUCUUGGGAUCCGGGGAUUAUGGGUCCGUGAGCUGCGAGGAACUGUAUCAGAGUUGGAACGACCCUGGCUUCCCCGGAGGCCAACCACCACCGCUUAGCCCCGACGAGGCAGUGAGCGAGGAGCUGUGCCUAUACCUGCGUACCCGCACCAUCGAAAACUGCAAGUCCGCAGAGCCCAGGGUGAACGCCGCCCUGUGCGAGCAACUUCUCAAUAUCGACCUGCCGGAAAUGGCCGCCCGCCAUCGCCGCCACAAACACAUUGAUGACGAGUUGUCCCCCAACGAUGACGACGAUUUGCGGGACAUGCAGGGGGACAUGCCCAUGGAGCACCUUAGUUUUGAUGAAAUUCCAGACUUGUCCUUCGAUGAACUGGACCAUAAGGGGAAAUACAGAGUUGAGAUUGAGUCGCCGCCUGUUGCGCACGCCGCGCAGGGGAAGGCUUCCGGCUCUGCAUGCGCUCUAACUGCCAAUGGCUUGUUUCUGGCUGUUAUGUUGCUUUGCGGCCUUAUAUGUAAAUUUGUUUGAAAUGUUAAUAUUUACGAAAUCGGGUAUUUACAACUAGUUGUCUUUCCUCACACAAAGUGCCAUAUUGAACGGUUUCAAAUACACAUUUGAAAGAAUUGAAAAUGGAAGCGAAUGGAACAACAAUCAACUUGACGAAACUUCUGUCGUAGUUUUAAUAGUUAACGAUGGGUAGAGGUCAAACACUUUCCUCGUGUCGUCUACAAGAGAGGAAACAAGGAAACGCAUUGCAGAUCUGUGGUAUUAAAUGUAUACUUAUUUAAAACGUGUCUUACUCAGGCGCUGCUGUUUGUUAUGGCGGGGUACUUUUUAACCCAUCGCACAAAUUGAUAUUAUAGGUUGUAUGUUUUUAUGAUGAUUUUUGUAAUUUAACCUUACAUGACCAAGGUCACUCAUCGCUGUAAAUGUGAUUAUAACCCAGGUUUGCAUGUGGAUGUUUGGACGAUGUUUAUGAUUUGUGUUGUUCAUUUUUGUUUCUGUAUCGUUUCUUUGAUGUAGUGUUACAUAUGUUACUGUCUUUGCGCUUCUAUGCAUAUUUAGCACUUAUUACUACUUGUACGCAUGCUGGUGUCUAUAACAGAGAGCUAUUUAAAAUUCGUCAUACUUCGUGCAGUAAUAAGAGGGCCAGUGACUUUGAUAACUGUUCACUAGUUGUUUAUUCUUAUGUAUACAAAAUCAGGGAGGUCUGCGUAUAUACAAGUACGAUAUGAGCAACAAUAAAACCUCAACAGCUCUCACAAUGUUUAAAUGUGCCCUGUAUAGUGAACCUUUACUUACCUAUAGAACAUUAUAAACAAGAUAUGAGAAUUAUAUUACUUUCCCAUAUUUGUAUUCAUCCAAAACUAUGAUUAAAGAUAAAUGGGAAGUAAGUUAGUAACACAACAAGUCCAUCUACCACUGCAAGGCGUGAUAUUUCUAGGUUGAACAUCGUUUCCCCGCUGUGAACUGUCCUCGAGAACCACGAUGGGAACAUUCAGUGUCUGUAUUUAUAACCUUGCCGGAGUUCAUGUAGCAGCGCACUUGACAAAAUGAUCUAUGUUGAGGUAUACAAAGCUGAGUUAGUGCAAUUCUAUCAGUAUUAUUAAUCAUUGUAUAUACAUGUAUUGUAAUUUGUUUCAAAAUGUAUUCAAAUAAACGA
Molecule: messenger RNA, 4480 nt
Organism: Mya arenaria
Lineage: Eukaryota; Metazoa; Mollusca; Bivalvia; Myida; Myidae
Product: collagen alpha-1(I) chain-like
Exons: 13
Coding region: 427-3345 (972 amino acids)
Molecular function (GO): protein binding
Source: RefSeq, a predicted model, not a curated record